Messenger RNA from Arabidopsis arenosa, 2036 nucleotides. The record is from the annotation of a GenBank genome assembly. Lineage: Eukaryota; Viridiplantae; Streptophyta; Magnoliopsida; Brassicales; Brassicaceae.
AGACACGGUCACACACACAUAUUACAUUCGACAGUAUAAUGGCCACAAAACCAGGAGUCCUCACCGAUUGGCCUUGGGCACCCCUCGGGAGUUUCAAGUACAUCGUAAUAGCACCAUGGGCGGUCCAUAGCACAUACAGGUUUGUGACAGAUGAUCCGGAGAAGAGGGAUCUCGGCUACUCCCUUGUAUUCCCCUUCUUGCUCUUCAGAAUUCUGCACAAUCAGGUUUGGAUCUCUCUGUCCCGUUACUAUACGUCCUCGGGAAAGAGGCGCAUCGUCGACAAGGGAAUCGACUUCAAUCAAGUCGACAGGGAGACCAACUGGGAUGACCAAAUAUUGUUCAACGGAGUGCUGUUCUAUACAGGCAUCUGCCUGUUGCCGGAGGCCAAGCAACUUCCCUGGUGGAGAACUGACGGAGUGUUGAUGGCAGCGCUUAUUCACGCCGGACCGGUGGAGUUCCUCUAUUAUUGGCUCCACAAAGCUCUCCACCAUCACUUUCUUUAUUCCCGCUACCAUUCCCACCACCACUCCUCUAUCGUCACUGAGCCCAUCACUUCGGUGAUACAUCCGUUUGCGGAGCACAUAGCAUACUUCAUUCUGUUCGCGAUACCACUACUUACGACGUUGCUAACAAAAACGGCGUCUAUAAUUUCGUUCGCCGGAUACAUAAUCUACAUAGACUUCAUGAACAACAUGGGACACUGCAACUUCGAGUUAAUCCCUAAGCGCCUUUUCCACCUCUUUCCUCCCCUCAAAUUCCUCUGUUACACUCCUUCAUUCCACUCGCUGCACCACACGCAGUUCCGGACCAACUACUCCCUCUUCAUGCCCUUGUAUGACUACAUCUACGGCACAAUGGAUGAAAGCACGGAUACGUUGUACGAGAAAUCUCUAGAAAGAGGAGAUGAUAGAGUGGACGUGGUGCACUUAACUCACCUGACGACGCCAGAGUCCAUAUACCAUUUGCGCAUUGGCUUGGCCUCAUUUGCCUCCUACCCCUUCUCUUAUAGAUGGUUCAUGCGCCUUUUGUGGCCUUUCACCUCUCUCUCCAUGAUCUUCACGCUCUUCUACGCCCGCCUCUUUGUCGCUGAGAGAAACUCCUUCAAGAAGCUCAACUUGCAGUCUUGGAUGAUACCUAGAUAUAAUCUACAGUACUUGUUAAAAUGGAGGAAAGACGCGAUCAACAACAUGAUUGAGAAAGCGAUACUGGAGGCAGAUAAAAAAGGAGUGAAGGUGCUUAGCCUGGGCCUCAUGAACCAAGGGGAGGAGCUGAACAGGAAUGGAGAGGUGUAUAUCCACAAGCAUCCAGAAAUGAAAGUGAGACUGGUCGACGGCAGUAGAUUAGCAGCAGCCGUUGUGAUCAAUAGCGUACCCAAAGAAACUACAAACGUUUUGAUGACAGGCAAUCUCACUAAGGUUGCCUACACCAUCGCCUCUGCUCUCUGCCAGAGAGGCGUUCAGGUCUCGAUUCUGCGCCUAGACGAGUAUGAGAAAAUAAGAUCAUGCGUUCCACAAGAAUGCAGAGACCAUUUGGUCUAUUUAACCUCUGAAGCACUCUCAUCAAACAAGGUAUGGCUGGUGGGAGAAGGAACAACUAGGGAAGAGCAGGAACAAGCCACAAAAGGGACAUUGUUUAUACCAUUCUCACAGUUCCCCCUCAAGCAGUUACGUAGAGAUUGUAUCUAUCAUACCACGCCAGCAUUGAUAGUUCCAAAAUCUUUGGUGAAUAUCCACUCCUGUGAGAACUGGUUACCGAGAAAGGCGAUGAGUGCAACUAGAGUGGCUGGCAUAUUGCAUGCCUUAGAAGGAUGGGAUAUGCAUGAGUGUGGCACAUCCCUUCUUCUCUCGGAUUUGGAUCAUGUGUGGGAAGCAUGUCUCAGCCACGGCUUCCAGCCUCUCCUCCUUCCACAUCAUUAAAACUCCAACCUUGGAAGAUUUUAGGAAAAUGAGAGCUACACACUGUGGUGUGCUUCUUUUCCUCAUGAUCCAGCUCUUCCACACAUGACUAUGAAACAUAUAUAAAGCGCACACAUUUUA